Messenger RNA from Leptosia nina, 1104 nucleotides. Lineage: Eukaryota; Metazoa; Arthropoda; Insecta; Lepidoptera; Pieridae. The record is from the annotation of a GenBank genome assembly.
AUGCCGAACUCGAGGCGUAGAAAAUUCUCCGUGCAAAAUGAAAUUAGGACUCGUGAAAUGGUGAAACCGCAAAACGGUACCCAAUUCAAUCCAUCGAAUGCAGACCAAGAAGUACAUGGCAACAAAAAUAAAAAUAAAUCUCGACCUAAUACAUCCAAGCGUUCGUCGAUUCUCGAAAUUGUCGCCGAAUGUGAAAGCACCACUUCCACAAUAAUUUGCAGAAAGAUUUCUUCGCCAACGUUCGACAAAGACGUAACAGCCAGUUCUAGCAACAUCGACCUCUUUAACAUUUUAAACGCCACCGAUGAAACCACAAAUUUAAUUUGUGAUCCGAAAGAUAAUUUCGAAGUGAAACAAGCUAAGGACAAAUUCCCAACCCGGCGGGACAAACAUCCGCGACAGCACAGGAUCAAAGUUAGGAGUCCAAAACGUAAGCCUCUUGUUAUCGAAAAGGUUGAUAAUAAAAGAUCAGUCGGCAUAAGCUCAAUAGAUUGGAAUGAAGAAGCAGCUGAAAUGGAGAUUCCUGCUGUCAAAGAUGAGACUGAAGUUAUUGAAAAUUCAGAAGAAGAGAGACCUAGCAGCUAUUCUAUGGAUGACAUGUGUAGAAUAUGCCACGGGGGCGAGUCAUUGUCUUCGGACCUGGGGCAGUUAAUAUCGGCAUGUUCCUGUCGAGGCACAGUCGGCAGGGUCCACGUGAAAUGUCUGGAGCGGUGGUUGACAGAGUCCGGGAAAUCCAGGUGUGAGUUGUGUGGGACGAGAUACGCGACGCGUCGAGUUCAUAAAUACGGUAUCUUGAAAGCGCUUGUCAUGUGGAUCUUGAGUCAAAAUGCUAAGCAGUUAAUGGUGGACAGUCUAGGUAUAAUGCUGAUGUCCCCGUUGGCUGUUCUGGCUGCGUGGCUGUCCGGUCGCACCUUAGCGGGGCUGAUGACUCAGGAAGCCCACAUAACUCCCUGGCCUUUGGCUUCCACUUUCGUCCUAGCGUGCAUGACCCUCGUUUGUUACUACUGUUGGAUAGUCUCCGCUGCAACCCGACACGCUCUUGGCUGGUGGAUCUGGUACCGAUCUCAGUACGAAGUCAGGCUCACACUCAAUCAAGAGGAAUAA